Rana temporaria (common frog) is the source of this 1874-nucleotide messenger RNA. Its product is annotated as calpain-8-like. The coding region runs from base 89 to 1666 and encodes 525 amino acids. Gene Ontology annotation, cellular component: cytoplasm. Gene Ontology annotation, molecular function: calcium-dependent cysteine-type endopeptidase activity. Lineage: Eukaryota; Metazoa; Chordata; Amphibia; Anura; Ranidae. Gene Ontology annotation, biological process: proteolysis. The transcript has 14 exons. The record is from RefSeq and is a predicted model, not a curated record.
CUCCCUGCUGCCCUUAGGGUUUUGACACUGAGUUCUCUCUUAACUGAAUCUGCCUCUGCAGCUUCUCUCCUCUCUACAUCAGUGUACUAUGGCAAGUAUUGCUGCUCAGCCGGUCAAGGAUAGGUGCUCAGCCCUAGGCAUUGGCACCAAUAAAAACCCGGUAAAAUACUUGAACCAGGACUAUGAGGAGCUGUUGGUACAGUGCCUGGCAUCUGGAAAGCUAUUUGAAGAUCCAACUUUUCCAGCUGCUCAGGCUUCUCUGGGCGUCAACCAUCUUGGACCAAAGUCAGAACAGGUACAAGGGCUCGUCUGGAAAAGACCUGCGGAAAUAAAGGAAAAGCCUCAAUUUAUUAACGAGGGUGCAAAACGAGCUGAUGUACGACAAGGAUCUUUAGGCAACUGCUGGUUUCUUUGCUCCAUUGCAUCUCUCACCCUAAAUGAAGAGUGUUUGAACCGCGUGGUUCCAGGAGAUCAAAGCUUUGACAACAACUAUGCAGGGAUCUUCCAUUUUAAGUUCUGGCAAUACGGGCAGUGGGUGGAUGUUGUGGUGGAUGAUCGCCUGCCAACAAAGAAUGGGAAAUUACUCUUUGUAAAGUCAACAGUGGCCUAUGAGUUCUGGAGCGCCCUCCUGGAGAAAGCCUACGCCAAGCUGAAUGGGUCCUAUGAGGCUCUAAAAGGCGGCUUAUCUUUGGAAGCUCUAGAAGACUUUACUGGAGGUGUCGGUGAAUUAUAUUACUUCGAAAAAGCUCCGAACAAUUUGUUUCAGAUCAUCCGUAAAGCCUUGAAAACAAAGUCCCUGGUCACCUGCAGCACUAAAUCGGACUUUGGAUUAGAUGAAAUAGUUGUGAGCACCAAUGUUGUAAAGAAUCACGCAUAUUCUCUGAUCGGUGCUGAAGAGGUCAGCUAUCGUGGAGACACAUUGCAGCUUGUCCGAGUGAGGAAUCCCUGGGGUUAUACAGAGUGGAAUGGCAUCUGGAGUGAUAAUGCUCUGGAAUGGAAUGAAGUUCUCCCAGAAAUUAAGGCUCAGCUGCAUCUGCUGUGUGAUGAUGGAGAGACCUGGAUGCCUUUUUCUUCCUUCUUGGUUGAAUUCUAUCGGGUAGAAAUCUGCCACCUUAAUCUGGACAAUGUAUGUUGUAGCAAAAUACAUAAGUGGUGUCUAACUGGAUUUAAUGGAAAGUGGAUAUCAGGAGUGAAUGCAGGAGGAUGCAAAAGCAACUCGACAUUUUGGACCAAUCCACAGUUCCGAAUCACUCUGGAGGACUCUGGUGAGAAUUGCAUAGGAGAGAGUGGGGAGCCACGCUGUACAGUGCUGGUCAGUCUGAUGCAGAAAGAGCGUCGGAGAAAGAAAGGAGGGGACUAUUUAACAAUUGGCUACUAUAUAUACAAGGUCCCUAAACAGAAUCUCACAGAUCUGCAGCUGGGGAAAGAUUUCUUUAAAAAAAAUAAAGACGCAGCCCGUGUGGAUUUUUACAAAAAUGACCGUGAAGUAUCCAAACGGUUCCUGCUUCCUGUUGGAAACUACGUGAUCAUCCCAACCACCUACUGUCCUUCUGAAGAGGCGGACUUCUUUCUUCGUGUCUUCUCAGAAAGGAACUCCAAUGGGCAUGAAACUGGCAAAGUGGUGGAAGAAAAUAUCUAUGAGUGUCUCUGUGCUGCACUCAUAUAAAGGGAACUACAUACGCAUACACAGAACGGGUGACUGCGCAUCGUCUUUGAACUACCUGUUUGCUCAGAGGCAGAACUAUCUUUAUUCGAUCAAUUAUAACCCUUAUCAGGAAUAUAGAAAAUGACCAGUGUAUUGCAUUUCAUGUAAAAUACUUUUUCUUUAUAUAAAAAACACCUAACAAAAGUCAAUAAAAAAUAAAAAUGUUAUG